GGGAUGCGGCGGCAGGGCAGAGCAGCGGCACGGCUGGCAGCAUCGCCGGGGUGUACGUGGAGGCUAUGAAGAAGACGAUGAGCUUUUAUGAUGCCACCAGAGAGCACCUGCUGAGCCUGGAGCCGGCGCUGCUUCUCCUCGAGGCGCAGGCGGCCACGGGUGGCAUUGCUGAUGUGGGGCAGAAGUCACACGUGUCCGUGGCAGAGGCCGUGCAGAGGGGGCUGGUGGGGCUGGAGCUGAAGGAGAGGCUGCUGGCUGCCGAGAGAGCAGCCGUUGGCUUCAAGGACCCCUACACGGAGGAGCAGAUCCCUCUGUUCCAGGCGCUGCAGAAGGAGCUGCUCGGGAGGGAGCAGGGCCUGCGGCUGCUGGAGGCCCAGCUGGCAACCGGGGGCCUCAUCGACUUGGCCACGGGCGGGCGGCUCCGGGCAGAGGCUGCCUGCGAGAAGGGGCUCCUGGAUGAGGAGACGGGGCAGCUCCUGUCUGAUGGCAGCGAGGAGAGCAAAGGGUUCCUCGACCCCAACAGCAUGGAGAGGGUCAGCUACGCGGAGCUCAGGGGGCUAUGCGUGGUGGAUCCGGCCUCGGGGCUCCUCCUGCUGCCCUUGCAGCUCACAUUUGCGGGGCUGGGAGGGCGAGUGAGUGGCACGGAGCUGCGGGACGCCGGCAUCAUCAGCCCCGACACGCUCAGGGCUCUGCAGGAGGGGAAGGUGUCAGCGGGGGAGGUGGCAGAGGACGACGCGGUGCAGCGGUUCCUGCGCGGCACAAGGAGCGUGGCCGGCGUGGUUCUGCCCUCCGGGGAGCGGAGGAGCCUCUACCAGGCACUGCAGGAGCACCUCCUGCUGCCCGGAGCUGCGCUGGCGCUGCUGCAGGUGCAAGCCUCCACCGGCAGCCUGAUCGACCCCAUCCAGAACAGGAGCUUCUCCGUGGAUGAGGCCGUCAGGAGCGGCCUCGUCGGCCCCGAGCUGCAUGAGAAACUGUCUUCAGCAGAGAGGUCCAUCAGCGGCUACAGGGACCCCCGCACCGGGGAGAUGCUGUCCCUGUUCCAAGCCGUGAGCAAGGGCUUCGUCCCCAGGGACCACGGCCUCCACCUCCUGGAGGCUCAGAUGGCCACCGGCGGUGUCAUCGCUCCGGGCCGGCACCUCCGUGUCCCCGCCGAGACCGCGUGCCGCUGGGGAUACCUGGAUGAGAGCACCCUGCAGCUCCUCGCCAAUCCCACCGAGGAAUCCAAAGGGUUCUUCCACCCCGGCUCCCAGGAGAAGCUGAGCUACGCAGAGCUGCUGGCGCAGUGCGUCACCGACCCCAGCACCGGGCUCCUGCUGCUGCCGCUCGGUGACGGAAGCCAAGGAACGCGCCUCUUCCUCGACCGCGGCGCCCAAACGGCUCUGGAGAACACAAAGGUGCCCGUCGCCGUAGGCAAGUUCAAAGGAAAGUCGGUGUCUCUCUGGAAGCUCCUUUUCUCUGACUACAUCCAGAGCGAGCAAAGAGCCGCCCUCACCCGGCAGCACCUGGAGGGAGCGCUCUCCAUGCGGGAGAUGGCCGAGGCCGUCCGUGCCGCCGUUGAGGAAAUGGCUUCUGCAGCCAACAUCACCUUUGAAGGGCUGAGGGGACGCGUGACCGCCGACCAGCUCCUGAGCUCCGAGAUCAUCAACCGGGAUCUGUUCAAGAAGCUGAAGGAGGGGGAAACGUCAGCCAAGGAAGUAGUGGGCAUGGACACGGUCAGGAAGUACCUGGAAGGGACCGGGAGCAUUGCUGGGCUGCUGCUUCCCGAAUCCCAGGAGAAGAUCAGCAUCUACCAGGCCAAGAGGAAGGGGCUCCUGAGGCCAGGGACGUCGCUGAUCCUCCUGGAGGCUCAGGCUGCCACCGGCUUCGUCAUUGACCCGGCGGCCAACAAACGUUACUCUGUGGACGAGGCUUUAAGGGCAAACGUCAUCGGCCCCGACGUCUACGACAAGCUGCUGUCAGCAGAGAAAUGUGUCACCGGGUACCGAGACCCCUGCUCAGGGGACAAGAUCUCGCUCUUCCAGGCCAUGCAGAAGGAGCUGAUCGUCAGGGAGCACGGCGUGCGCCUGCUGGAGGCCCAGAUCGCCACCGGCGGCAUCAUCGACCCCGUGCACAGCCACCGCAUCCCCGUGGAGGUGGCCUACAAGCGCGGCUACCUGGACAAGAAGAUGACCGUCAUCCUGUCCGACCCCAGCGACGACACCAAGGGCUUCUUCGACCCCAACACGGAGGAGAACCUCACCUACCUGCAGCUGAAGGAGAAGUGCGUGACGGAGCCGGGCAGCGGUCUCUGCCUGCUCCCCCUGAACAGCAAGAGGCGGCAGUUCGUGGAUGCUGCCACGCGUGAGCUGUUCUGCAGCUCCUGGAUGCCCGUCCGCUUCGGGCGUCUGCGCGGAGAGAGGGUCUCUGUGUGGGAGCUGCUGACCUCCGAGUAUUUCAGCGAGGGGCGGCGCCGCGAGAUCUUCAACCACUACCGGCUGAAGAAGCUCAGCCUGGAGCAGAUCCGGGCCAUGCUGGAGGAGGAGAUGAAGAAGUGGGCCCCCAUCAAGUUCCCGGCCCUGAGGGGCAGCGUCAGCGCGUACCACCUGAUGGAGACGGGCAUCAUUGACAGGACCCUGCUGGAGGAGGUGCUGGAGGGGUCCGUCAGCCCCGAGGAAGUCCUGCGCAUGGACUCGGUCAGAAAGUACCUCUACGGCUCCGGCAGCAUCGGAGGCAUCGUGCUCCAGCCCUCGAACCAGAGGAUGAGCAUCUACGAGGCCAUGAAACAGAACAUCGUGGUACCCGGAGUGGCCCUACCGCUCCUGGAGGCGCAGGCUGCCACGGGCUUCAUCAUCGACCCCGUGAACAACCAGAAGCUCCGUGUGGACGAGGCCGUCAAGGAGGGCGUCAUCGGGCCAGAGGUGCACGAGAAGCUGCAGCAAGCAGAAGGGGCUGUGUCGGGCUACAAAGACCCCUUCACGGGCAGGAAGAUUCCCCUCUUCCAGGCCAUGAAGAAGGGUCUGAUUGCUGACAAGCAGGCCAUGCAGCUGAUGGAGGUGCAGAUGGCGACCGGAGGCAUCAUCGACCCCGCGUGUGGCCACCACGUCCCCAUCGAGGCCGCCCAGAAGCGCGGGUGCCUGGAUGAGGACACAAGCAGAGCCCUUUCCGAGCCCAGCGACAGCAACAGAGCCUUCUGCCUCCCAGACAGCAAGGAGAACGUGAGCUAUGCCGAGCUCAUCCAGCGUUGCCAGAAGGACGAGGAGUCUGGCUUCCACCUGCUGCCUCUGCGGCAGACGGCCGCUCCUGCCUACACGGAUGAGCAAAUCCAAGGGCUCUUCCAGGAAACCAUGGUGAAGGAGAAAGGAGUCUCCCUGUGGGCGCUCAUCCACUCCGGGUACUUCACCGAAGAGCAGCGGAGGAGCUUCGUGGAGAGGUUCCGUGCAAAGGAAAUGUCGCUGCAGCAGCUGAUUGCGCUGGUGCUUGGGCUGGUGGGGGAGAUGGAAAUGAAAGCCCGCACCCACAUCGUGCUGGGGGGUCUGCAGGGCAGCGUCCCUGCCGUCCGGCUGCUGGAGGCCGGCAUCCUCACGGAGAAGAUGUUUGAAGAGCUGGCUCAGGGCAUCCGAACUCCUGAGGAGGUGGCUGAAGUGGGCGACGUGAAGAGGUACCUGCAGGGCACGGGCAGCAUCGCUGGGGUGAUCCUAGAGGAAUCCAAACAGAAAAUGAGUUUUUACGACGCCAUGAAGAAUAACCUCCUCCUGCCUGGGGUUGCCCUGAAGCUGCUGGAAGCUCAGGCGGCCACCGGGUACCUCACCGACCCCGCCACCAGCCGCAGGCUCAGCGUGAGGGACGCUGUGCGGGCCGGCGUCGUUGGCAAAGAGCUCACCGAGACGCUGCUCCGUGCGGAGCGGGCGGUGGUGGGCUACACAGACCCCUACACCGGGAGCCCCAUCUCCCUGUGCCAGGCGGUCCGGAAGGAGCUCGUUCCCAUGGCUGAUGCUGUGCCUUUGCUGGAGGCCCAGCUGGCCGCCGGAGGGGUCAUCGAUCCCAUCCACCACCAUCACCUCCCACUCCAGGCUGCGUACAGGUACGGCUUCUUCGACGAGGACUUGAACCAAAGCCUCGCGCAGCUGAACGACAGCACCCAGGUCUUCUUUGACCCGAACGCGAAGGAAAACGUGACCUACCAGCAGCUGAAGGACCGGUGCGUUUAUGAGGCUGAGAUGGGUCUCUGGCUCCUUCCUCUGUCCAAAAAUGCAAUGUUCUGCGUGGACGACCAAACCGUGGAGGUGCUGAAAUCCGUGACCGUCUGCGUCAACGUAGGGCGCUUCAAAGGGCAGACGGUGUCCGUCUGGGACCUCCUCAACUCUGAGUACAUCACGGACGGCCAAAGGAGAGAGCUGGUGCAGAAAUACAAAGACGAGAAUGCCGAAGCACUGCGAGAAAUCGUAACGACUGUCACCACCAUUAUCGCAGAGACCGAGGCACAAGGCAGGAAGUUCGCCUUCAAAGGUCUGCGGAAAAAGGUGUCUGCCGGUGAUCUCUUCCGGUCCCAGCUGAUAGACAAAAAAACCCUCGAUGAGCUCAACCAGGGGAAGAAAACGGUCCAAGAAGUCACCAAAAUGGACUCUGUCCGCAUUUACCUGGAGGGCAGCAAUUUCAUAGCGGGGGUCCUCAUCCAGCCGAGCAACGAGAAGAUGAGCAUCUACCAGGCCAUGAGGAAGGGCAUCCUGAGGCCGGGCACGGCGCUGGUGCUGCUGGAGGCGCAGGCCGCCACCGGCUUCAUCAUCGACCCAGAGAAAAACAAGAAAUUCUCCGUGGAGGAGGCGCUGGAGGCCGGACUCGUCGGCGUGGAGGUUUAUGAAAAGCUGCUCUCUGCAGAAAGAGCUGUGACGGGCUACGUUGACCCCUACACAAAAGCACCCAUGUCCCUCUUCGAAGCCAUGAACCAAGGGCUGAUCGUGAAGAGCCACGGCAUCCGCCUGCUGGAGGCCCAGAUCGCCACCGGCGGCAUCAUCGACCCCGUGCACAGCCACCGCAUCCCCGUGGAGGUGGCCUACAGGCGCGGGUACUUCAAUGAGGAGAUGAACCGCGUCCUGUCCGACCCCAGCGACGACACCAAGGGCUUCUUCGACCCCAACACGCACGAGAACCUCACCUACAUGCAGCUCCUGGAGAGGUGCGUUCAGGACGCAGAGACGGGGUUGUACAUGCUGCAGGUUGUGCAGGAAGGGGGGAAAUACUUCUACGUCGAUGAGCUGACGAGACAGGUUCUGCAGUCAAAGCCUCUUCAAGUGAGAGUUGGAAGAUUCAAGGACCAAACGGUGUCUGUCUGGGACAUCCUCUACUCUCACUAUAUCUCGGAGCAGAAAAGGAAAGAACUAUUAAAGCAAUACAAAGGCAAGACUCUUACUCUGGAAGACCUUACAGCUCUCAUCCUCAAAGUAAUUGAGGAUACAGAGCAGAAAGGAGAAGCCCUCAAGGUUAAAGGACUGCGGGGCGAGGUGUCGGUGUCAGAGCUGUUCAACUCGGAGAUAAUUGACAAGGGGACUCUGGAGCAGCUGCAGGAUGGGAGCCUGACUCUUGACAGCCUCACCAAGCGGGACGCAGUCAGAAGGUACCUGGAUGGCACCGGGAGCAUCGCCGGAGUGCUCCUGCCAUCGAGGAAAGAGAGGAUGAGCAUCUACCAGGCAAUGGAGAGGGGGCUCCUCUCUGAGCAGUGUGCGCUGGGGCUGCUGGAGGCGCAGGCUGCCACCGGCUUCAUCAUCGACCCAGUAAAGAACCAGAAGCUCUCCGUGGACGAGGCCGUCUCCUCCGGGCUGGUGGGCAGCGAGCUGCAUGAGAAGCUGCUGUCUGCAGAGAGAGCCGUGACAGGAUACACAGAUCCCCAGGUGGGCACUAAGAUCUCCCUCUUCCAGGCCAUGAGGAGUAAGGUAGCAGCCAAGGAGCACGGCAUCCGCCUGCUGGAGGCCCAGAUGGCCACUGGUGGGAUCGUCGACCCCGUGCACAGCCACCGCCUGCCUGUGGAGGUGGCCUACCGGCGCGGCCACCUGGACGGGGACACGUUCCUCCUGCUUUCUGAUCCCGACCACGGCAGCAAAGGAUUUAUAGACCCAAACAUCCGCGAGAAAAGCAGCUACAGUCAGCUCCUGAAACGGUGCUCCAGAGACACAGACACGGGGCUGUACCUGCUGCCGCUCCUGGAGAAAGAGGAGGACUAUUUCUACAUCGACGAGCGUACAAAGAAAGCGCUGAUGGCAACAAGGGUGGAGGUGUCUGUCGGGAAAUACAAAGGCAGUGAAUUGUCGCUGUGGGAACUGCUGUGCUCCGAGUACAUCACAGAAGAGAAAAGAAAAGAACUCUUGAAAAAAUAUAAAGAGGAAUCCCACCACAUCGUGCAGAGAAUCAUCGACGUAAUAUUAAACAUCAUCAGGGAGAAAGAGCAACACAGAAGUGACGUUUGGUUCCAAGGCAUCAGACAACAAAUCACAGCGUCAGAGCUUCUCAGCGCACAGAUAAUAACAGAGGAAACCAUGCGAAAACUCAAGGAAGGAAAAGAGACGGCAGAAGAAAUAGCAAAGAAGGAGGAUGUGAGACGAUACCUCGAGGGAACGGGCAGCAUCGCCGGCGUGCUGGUGCCCUCCAAGAACAAGAAGCUGAGCAUCUAUGAAGCCAUGAUCAGGGGGCUCCUGACGCCGGGCACAGCCCUGGUGCUGCUGGAGGCACAGGCUGCGUCGGGGCUCCUCACCGACCCCGUGAGCAACGCAAAGCUGUCAGUGAAAGAGGCGCUGAGCGCGGGACUCAUCGGCAGGGAUUUCUAUGAGAAGCUGCUGUCAGCAGAGGGAGCCGUGACCGGGUACACGGAGCCGUACACGGGACACAAGAUCUCCCUCUUCCAGGCCAUGCAGAAGGAAUUCAUCGUGAAGGAACACGCCAUCCGCCUGCUGGAGGCCCAGAUCGCCACCGGCGGCAUCAUCGACCCCUCCAACGGCGACCGCCUGCCUGUGGAGGCGGCCCACCAGCGCGGCUACUUUGACCAUGAGUUGUGCCAGUUCCUCCUGAACCCGAAGAACCAAACCAGAAGCUGUUUCGACCCCAACACGCACGAGAACCUCACUUACACGCAGCUCCUGCGCCGCUGCGUGCCCGACCCCGACACGGGGCUGCUCAUGCUGCACGUGAUGGACAAAGGAUCCGUGCUCUUCCAGCUCAACAAGGACGCCCGCAAAGCCCUGCAGGCUGCCCGCACCACCGUCAGCGUGGGGCUCUUCCAGGGCUCUUCCAGCGUCACCGUCUGGGAGCUCCUCUUCUCUCGCUACAUCUCUGAUCACCAGAGAGAGGAGCUGCUGAGGAAAUACAAAGCAGGGACGGUGACCGUCCCGGAGAUGAUCAUCAUUCUCACCGCCAUCAUCACUGGGGUGGAAACGGGAAACGGAGACCUGGGCUCAUCUGCAGCAACAGCCGACGGUGAGAUAGGAGAGUCACAGCCGGCGCAGGAUGCGCGCUCCCAGGAGCAGCAGUUGAGAAAGUCUUUAAAGUCUGCCACCAUCCAUGUCGCCGCCGGUGAGUUCCAGGGACAAAACGUCUCCUUGUUGGAUCUGCUCUUUUCCACAUACAUCCCUCAGGAGAAGCGGCAGGAGCUGCUGGAGCUGUACAGGGCAGGGAUACUGAGCACGGAACAGGUGGCUGCUGCUGUCAGCACCGUCAUCAACGGAACAGAAGCUGCGAAUAUCAGACCCACGGCGAAUGCUGGGAAUCCACAAAAAGCAGCGUCAAGGGCAGAGGAAAAUGGGGAUGGCUGUUCAGCACAAGACAACGCCUUGAAGUCUACCACCAUUGACGUCCCAGCCGGUCAGUUCUCUGUGUGGGACCUGCUCUUCUCCAACUGCAUCCCUGAGGACAAAAGGCAGGAGCUCCUGGAGCUGUACCGUGGAAGGGUGCUAACCCUGGAGCAGGUGAUAACUGUGGUCACCACUCUCAUUAAGAAGAAAGAAUCUACAGGCCGGAAAUUCCAAAUUGCAGUGAAGCACUCCAGCAAGGACGCCGUGCCAGCAGCCGGAGAGAAGGACGAUGAGUCCUCCAAAGAGGAGCCAUGGGAAACGGCCUUGAAAUCCACCGUUGUCGACAUGGAGGUCGGAGAGUUUCGCGGCCACAAGGUCUCUGUGUGGGACCUGCUCCACUCCAAGUACAUCCCUGCAGAGAACAGGAAGGAGCUGCUCGAGCUGUACCAGGCUGGAGAGUUAACCCUUGAGCAGGUGAAAACCGUUGUCAGCACCAUUGUGGCCAAGGCAGAAGCAGCAAAGAUGGAGCAGUCAGCACACGUGAGCGGUCCGAGGGCAGAGAUGGCUGCCACAGAAGCAGAGAACAGCCUUCACCUGCAGGACAGCACCUGGGAGGAAGCCUUGAAGUCCACCACAGUUGAGAUGGCAGUGGAUGAGCUCCAGGGGAGACGAGUCUCCUUGUGGGACCUGCUGUCCUCCGACUGCAUCCCUGAGGACAAAAGGCAGGAGCUCCUGGAGUUGUACCGUGACGGGAAGCUGCCCUUGGAGCAGUUGACAACUGUUGUCACCACUCUCAUUAAGAAGAAAGAAUCUACAGGCCGGAAAUUCCAAAUUGCAGUGAAGCACUCCAGCAAGGACGCCGACAAAAGGCAGGAGCUCCUGGAGCUGUACCGUGAUGGGACUCUCACCACUGAGCAACUUGUCAGAGCUAUCAGCAGCACCGUGACACACAGCAAAGAAAGACAUCUCGCUGCCCUUCCCCAGCAGACAGUGGAUCUCCUCCAGUCGGAAGGCUCUUACAUUACCUUUGGGCAGUUCCAGGAGCAGAGGGUGUCGGUGUGGGAGCUCCUCUCCACCAAGCAGGUCUCCGAGUACAAACGAGAAGCGUGCCUCGACAUUUACGGCACGGGAGGGCUGACUGUGAACAAGAUCACCAUCACCACCACCGUUGUCACAGGCACACAGGGAAAGAAGAGGCAGCACCAGGGCCUCUAG
Molecule: messenger RNA, 8969 nt
Organism: Centrocercus urophasianus (Greater sage-grouse)
Lineage: Eukaryota; Metazoa; Chordata; Aves; Galliformes; Phasianidae
Gene: EPPK1
Product: epiplakin 1
Exons: 3
Coding region: 66-8969 (2967 amino acids)
Biological process (GO): wound healing; intermediate filament bundle assembly
Cellular component (GO): keratin filament; membrane; cell junction
Molecular function (GO): structural molecule activity; keratin filament binding
Source: RefSeq, a predicted model, not a curated record